CGUAGGAUUGGAGUAGCCAUCGGCAACCAAGUGCUGGAUCUCAGUGCUGUGAAACACCUUUUCGAUGGACCGAUCCUUUCGAAACAUCACCAUGUCUUUGACCAGCCGACCCUGAACCAUUUCAUGGGACUGGGCUGGGAAGCGUGGAGGGAAGCCAGGGCGUUUCUCCAAAAGCUGCUCUCUGCCAACGAGCCGAUGCUGAGAGAUAAUGUGGAAUUACGCAAAAGGGCGUUCGUACCUCGAGCUUCCGCUGUCAUGCACCUUCCUGCUGAGAUAGGAGACUACACCGAUUUCUAUUCCUCCUGGCAACACGCCACCAACGUUGGGAUCAUGUUCAGAGGGAAGGAGAAUGCGCUGAUGCCUAACUGGCUGCACUUGCCCGUUGGCUACCACGGCCGUGCUUCUUCCGUCGUCGUAUCCGGCAUCCCGAUUCGGAGGCCGAUGGGGCAGAUGAGGCCCGAUGACGCUCAACCUCCGGUGUUUGGUGCCUGCAAGCUUCUGGAUAUCGAGUUAGAAAUGGCAUUCUUUGUGGGCCCUGGAAACAGGCUCGGAGAGGCCAUUCCCAUCCACGAAGCUCACAAGCACAUCUUCGGGAUGGUUCUCAUGAACGACUGGAGCGCUCGUGACAUUCAGAAGUGGGAAUAUGUUCCGCUGGGCCCAUUUUUGGGCAAGAGCUUUGGAACGACCGUCUCUCCGUGGGUGGUCACGAUGGAGGCGCUGCAGCCGUUUGCCCUGCCAAACCCUGCCCAGGAUCCCAGACCUCUGCCCUACCUCUGUGAUGACCAGCCGUAUACAUUUGAUAUCAACCUCUUUGUCUCUAUUAAAGGAGAGGAGAUGAGCAAGCCGGCUACUAUCUGCAACUCAAACUUUAAGCACAUGUACUGGACCAUGAAACAGCAGUUAGCUCACCACACUGUCAACGGCUGCAACGUCCGGCCCGGGGACCUCCUAGCCUCUGGAACCAUCAGCGGACCUGAUCCCGAGAACUUUGGUUCCAUGUUGGAGUUGUCGUGGAAGGGGACGAAAGCGAUUGACCUCGGGAACGGCCAGUCCCGUAAAUUUCUGCGAGAUGGAGAUGAAGUCAUUAUAACAGGCUACUGCCAAGGAAAUGGUUAUCGAGUUGGCUUUGGGGAAUGUUCUGGAAAAGUGCUCCCAGCCAAACUGAUCUGA
This is a messenger RNA of Euleptes europaea (tarantolino), 1170 nucleotides long. It is a transcript of the gene FAH, whose product is annotated as fumarylacetoacetate hydrolase. The record is from RefSeq and is a predicted model, not a curated record. Bases 124 to 1170 code for a protein of 348 amino acids. Lineage: Eukaryota; Metazoa; Chordata; Lepidosauria; Squamata; Sphaerodactylidae. The transcript is spliced from 13 exons. Gene Ontology annotation, biological process: homogentisate catabolic process; L-tyrosine catabolic process; L-phenylalanine catabolic process. Gene Ontology annotation, molecular function: fumarylacetoacetase activity.